GUAUCACUGCCGGCCAGGUGAGCUCGCCUUUAUAAACAGCGGGGCGUCUGCCCAGGGAUUCUCACUCCCGAGUUCCCGACGAAACAAAACCGCAGACACACAGAUCUACGAGCCGCCGUUGCAGGAGUUUUAAGUGGGACCACAUGAAGAUUUGGAUUCUACUCCCCGUAGCAGCUCUGGCUGCGCUCUGCGGCGCCCAGCGAGACUGUCAACGUGGAGCCUGCUACCCCCCAUCAGGGGACCUGCUUCCGGGCCGGGACACAUACCUCCGAGCCUCCUCCACCUGCGGCCUCGCCGCACCCGAGACCUUCUGUACCCUAUUAACACAGGGGAAGGUCAAAUGUUGCCCCUGUGACUCCCGGAACCCAUCAGGCCAGAAUGCCCACACCAUCCGGAAUGUUCUCUCUACUGCCGGGCCAGGCAGGUGGUGGCAGUCUGAGAAAGGUGUCAGCCCUGUCACUCUGCAGCUGGACUUGCCCCACCUCCUUCAGCUGGACACCCUGACGAUGGAUUUCAAGGGACCCCGGCCCAAUGCUCUGGUGGUUGAGCGCUCCACCGACUUCGGGAAGACCUGGCAGCCCGCCCUGUACAUGGCAGAGGACUGCAGCUCCGCCUUCCCAGCUACGAGAACCACGCUGCCGCGCAGCCUCCAAGAAACCUACUGCUAUGCACUGCCACCAUUCCCAGCCAACCCCUACCUGGACAGCACUAUUCGUUUCAGUCCCCUAAGGCAGUUCUCUGCGAUCAGCAGCCCUCUGAGCCAUAAGGUGGAAGAGGUGUCGGGUUUCACCAACCUGAGGGUGAACCUCACCCAGCUGGGCCCGAUCACCCGCACCACGGGACGCUCAGCCAGCCUCUUCUACGCCCUCAAGGAGCUGCGGGUGAUUGGCACCUGCUUCUGCCACGGACACGCUAACCGCUGCCUGCCAGAUCCCUCCAGCAACCAGCUGCCCUCCGUGGAGGUGAGCCAGGUGUGUGACUGUCAGCACAACACUGCAGGAGUGAACUGUGAGCAGUGUGCAGAUCUCUACAACGACCUGCCAUGGCGACCCGCAGAGGACGGCCAGACACACACCUGCAAACGCUGCGAAUGCAACAACCACGCACAUCGCUGCCGAUUUGACCAAGCGCUCUUCGAGGCUAGUGGUCGGCGCAGUGGAGGAGUGUGCGAAGGCUGCCUCCACAACACGGCCGGCCCCCACUGCGAUCGUUGUGCCCCCGGAUACUACCGCAACCCUGGAAGCGCCAUGGACCGCCCGGAGGCCUGCCUGCGUUGUCAAUGCAGUGCCCCAGGGACCAAGGAUGGAGGACUGUGUGACCCCGAGACCGGAGCAUGCCACUGCAAGGCUAAUGUCGAGGGCCUGCAAUGCCACCGUUGCAGGGCCGGUCACUAUGGGCUGAGCGAGGACAACCCCCUCGGCUGCAGCAAGUGCUCCUGCGGCUCCCAGGCCGACAGCCCCUGUGAUCCAGUGACGGGACAGUGCCGCUGCCCCCCCAAUGUGCAGGGCCCAGGCUGCAACCGCUGUGCCCCCAACCACUGGAACCUGCUGUCUCCGAGAGGAUGUGAGCCCUGCAACUGCGACCCCAACAACUCCUACGGCCAAACCUGCGACCAGCUGACUGGUCAGUGCCAGUGCCGUCCAGGGUUCGGAGGGCGAACCUGCACAGAAUGCCCAGAUAACACCUACGGGGACCUACGCACCGGCUGCCGACCCUGUAAAUGUGAGCAGAGUGGUACAGCCAGAUGUGACAAGCGAACAGGGGCUUGCAUUUGUCUCCAGGGAGUAAGGGGGCCUCGCUGCGACACCUGUGCCCGUGGGCACUGCAGUCACUUCCCUGCCUGCCCAGUUUGCCCCUCCUGCUUCUUCACCUUGGACCAGGAGCUGCGCAACCUGACCCAGACCCUGGAGCGACUCUCGUCUCGGGGCUCCAGCUUGCCCAGCGCCAGUGUGCCUGACCUGAGCCUCCGCAUCCAAGCCCUGGAGGCUUCCCUUAGCCAGAUCCAGAGCUCCCUGCAGCUCCCACUGGAAUCAGCCAAGCGCACAACCGAGGUCCUGGGAGAACUACGCCGUCUGAGGGACCUGGCAAACAGCGUGGAUCCAGGCGCAUUCCCAACGGACACAGGCUUGACAUUAGCCUACGAGCUUGGAGACCUCAGUGCUAGCCUGCAGUCUUUAAUGCUGGAAUACAACCACAAAAGGGACAGUCUGAAUGGAGGCUCUACCAGCAACUAUAGAGGACCCUUUUCUGCCAUACAGUUGGCCUAUCAGGACUCCAAAGAGGCCAUGAGGAAGGCGCAGGCCAGCCAGGAGCUGCUGAAGCAAGCUGCCCAGGCUCGUGGUGACACACUCUCCCUGGUUGACCGUGUCCAGCUGACCAACACCAGGAACCUGGAGGGACUGGAGCGAGAUCUGACAUUAGGGCCCAACCUCACACCCAUAGCUAAGAUGGUGUGUGGCAGCACUCGAUCUACACCCUGCACCCCUCAACAAUGUGAUGGACUGCUGUGCCCCACUACUGCCUCUUGUGGCCAGGAGGAGGACUGCAAUGGGGCACUGCCACUGGGGAACAAAGCCGUGGCAACUGCAGAGGAAGUCAAAGCUAAGCUGAAGAACUUCAACGCCAGAAUUAUCCAGGUCGCUGAUCAGAUCCAAAAAACACAAGAUUCGGCAAAUCAAGUGAGGCUGACAACUGACGAUCUAGCUACUCAGAUCAAACAAACGCGGAACACCCUGGAGGCAGACCUCAGCAGUGCCCGACACUUUGUCAAGAAGCUGAAGGACUUACUCACAGACCCAACCUCUGACCCAGCCAUCAUCCAGACUGUCAGUGAGGGUGUCCUGAACACCAAGUUGCCCCUUAGCCUGGCUUCUCUGAAACGGAAGUUGCAGGAGAUCCAGCGUCUUGCCGUCAGCCUACCUGACAGCUCCAGCAUCCUGACCAGCACCGGCCCACAACUGGACAAGGCCCGAAGGCUGCUGAUGGAGGCUGAGACUGCCAGAGAUGAUGCCUUGGAGGUGGGAGGUAAGGUGAACAGCUUUCUGAGCAACUUGUCGAGCACAGAGGGCCUGAUGGACAACCUGGAGGCCAAGAUCCAGGGAAGCCUGGGGCAGCUGGACCAAGCAAACAAGAAUAUUGCAAAGGCUAAUGUGGAGCUGGGCCCUGCCCUAGAGACAGUGAGAGGAGUGGAGGGCAUAGUGAGGUCCAUGCAGCCACAACUGGACAACCUGAGGACACUGGUGCAGAGUGGGUCACAACUAGCCAAUAAGGCUCAAGAUCAGGCUCAGGAGGCUCAACAAGAGGCGAUGGCUGCUACCACGGGCAUACAGACCCUGGAGGACCAGCUGAAGCAUCUACAGCAGAAAGCAAUGGAGGCAGGUUGGGGGAGUACAGAUGAUGUCUCAGCGGAGAAUGUGAGGAGACUACAGGAGGAGGCUUCUGCCCUCAUCCGGGACACCUCUGGCAUGAUGAAGACAUUAGCAGCUCGGGAGGCAUCCCUGCAGGAGGCCACGGACCAGCUCCUCCGGAAGGCUUCGAUGCUGAAUGGGUUGGACAUCCAGGUGCAGGAUAUCCUGGCCAACAUUCGCAAAAGGGCCUACAUGCUGAGCCACUGUCAGCUGUAACCCCGACCUACCUGGAACUCUUCCUAGUCUGCAAGGAACCCCCUCCCUGAAUUAUUUAUUCAUCCUGAAGCAAAGAGUCCAGGACUUGGAUUAAUAUCCAGAUCGAUCCUGGGAUUCAAGUUCCAAGGAAAUCUAGCAACUACGAUGCAAAUCACAGACAGACAAGAGAUGGUCUCUGGUUUAGACAGUAACGACUCAAACACUCUCACUUUUUGGCAUGCAAACAUGAGUCAAUAAGGUGUAAUAAAGAAUAUUUUGUGACUGUGAA
This is a messenger RNA of Brienomyrus brachyistius, 3891 nucleotides long. RefSeq names its product laminin subunit beta 3 (gene lamb3). The record is from RefSeq and is a predicted model, not a curated record. Bases 144 to 3623 code for a protein of 1159 amino acids. Gene Ontology annotation, cellular component: laminin trimer. Lineage: Eukaryota; Metazoa; Chordata; Actinopteri; Osteoglossiformes; Mormyridae. Gene Ontology annotation, molecular function: extracellular matrix structural constituent. The transcript is spliced from 23 exons. Gene Ontology annotation, biological process: basement membrane assembly; cell migration; substrate adhesion-dependent cell spreading.